This is a messenger RNA of Colletotrichum navitas, 321 nucleotides long. RefSeq lists its product as uncharacterized. Lineage: Eukaryota; Fungi; Ascomycota; Sordariomycetes; Glomerellales; Glomerellaceae. Bases 1 to 321 code for a protein of 106 amino acids. The record is from RefSeq and is a predicted model, not a curated record. The transcript has a single exon.
AUGGCUACCGAAAACGGCAAGGACACCAUGCCGAUGAUAUUUCCGUGGUUGCGGCUCGAGGGGCUGCAGGACCCCAAGAAAUGCCUCGUCGACGGAGGGAACCUUAUUGCAGAGGCACCGGCUCUGCUGGAUGAGGUUCGAAACAAGCUCGAAGACAACGAGAGAGUGCUAAGGCUUGACAGGCCCCGCCCUCUCCUCCUGGACAGCGAGGACGACACCACGGGCUACGUACUGUUGAUACGAUUCAAGGAGGUGGACACGUCUCUGGGUCACGAGGGCGAAGUGAAAGAGGAUACAGCAGCGUCCACUGAGCAGAUGUGA